Messenger RNA from Ooceraea biroi (clonal raider ant), 3975 nucleotides. Its product is annotated as guanine nucleotide exchange factor for Rab-3A. Gene Ontology annotation, cellular component: Golgi to plasma membrane transport vesicle. NCBI's taxonomy places the organism in Eukaryota, Metazoa, Arthropoda, Insecta, Hymenoptera, Formicidae. Gene Ontology annotation, molecular function: guanyl-nucleotide exchange factor activity. Gene Ontology annotation, biological process: exocytosis. The record is from RefSeq and is a predicted model, not a curated record.
AAACCGCAGAUUCAGUCCGCGCUGAACCGUCGUGAAGCGCGGAUUCGGUGUGACGUUCGGCGUUCGUUCCACAUCGAAUCGAUUGGCGUUUGUUCCACAUUUGCCGUUAACUUUUGCAAUCGUGUGACGUAAUCGAACGGUUUUCACAUUUCAUAUUUCUGAAUGGACUUUGACGAAUGUUGCCACCUUCGGAGACUGUAUCAUCCGAGAAAAUCCCAUCCGAAAGCUUGAAGACCUCAUCCAGCCAGAGUGAGGCACGAUGAAGGAGGUUCAGGAGCAGCAGCAGCCAGAGUCAAUGGAAUCCAACGAGUCAGUUUCCAGCUCAAAUGAAUACGCCUAUCGACCGCUCACGACGAAGCACAGAAGAGCUGGAAGUACCGGGACAACUGGAGAUGAAGAGUAUACUACGGACGAGGACGAGCUUUAUACGGAUGAGGCUGACUGCUCGAUUGGUGCCUCGCAUCCGCCUCAUCCCAUUCUCAAGUCGGAUCUCGCGAGAGCAGCCACAGAUCUCUUCGGAUAUGCCAGCAAGCGCGAGGAUGAAGACGAGGAACCCACUAGUCUAUUCGACGAGGAUGACAAUAAGUUCCUAGGUGACAGUUCCAGCUCAAGCAAAACUCCAUUAUUCACGUACAACGACAAGCUGCAAGGAGGAGUCUUAACGAGACAUCGAGCUCCAUCGGAAGAAAAGAAAUCAUGCGACAAAGUAAAAUCUCAUGAGCUAGAAGCCUUGGAGUCUCAAACGCAAUUCAGCAGACCUCUGGAUUUUCGGUUGAAUGAAGUUAAAUCCGCAGGAAGAACGAAAAACGAGACAGCUGAUACGGACGUGACGAAAGACCAUUCUCAUGAGUCUCUGAAGAAAUUCUCUCUUCCUAAAGAUACGCAGUUGGAAGCGUCAAAAGCACAAAAGCAAGAAGCAUCGUUAUGCGUUUCUAACAAGAUCAGCAGUCCUCCGUCGCCUACUACUUUGCAAUGGGGGAGGGCAGUGGCGGAGGUAAAGGAACACGCGGUGGCGAAACUGCAAGAGGAACUUAAGAGAGCUCACGAGGAAUUGAAAUUGAAGGACGAGGAGGUUGCUAGGCUCUCGCGGAUCAGACAAGACGUAGAAGCCGAGCUCGAGGAACUCACUGCCAGUCUCUUCCAAGAGGCACAUAAUAUGGUUCGAGAAGCUAACGUACGUCAGGCGACGGCAGAACGUCUUCUGGAGGAGAGUCGCAUGAAAUCGGAAGUGCUCGCGGCCGAAGUAGCAGCUUUGAAAACUUUGGUGCUCACAUCUACGCCAUCGAGACCCAAUCCUCAUUUGCACCCUCAAAUUGACACAAAAGGACGGGUUGGCAGUGGAGAAGAGAGUCAACAAGGACUUUUCACAAAGAAACAUCGAAGAUCGCCGUCCCAUUUUAAUUUGAAAUAUGGUCGAGAGACUUCACCGCCCGAUUCGCCAGUGAAAGAACAAAGGCCGCCUUUACCGACUGACAAGGAAGCGCUCGAAAGAGACUGGAAGCGAGAUCGCGAGAAGGAGAAAGAAAGGGAGUGUAAGGACUUCGGUUUAGAAGUUGAUCCGAGAGUGCACACCGAAUUCCUGAGAUGGAAGGCGAAUCCCUGCGUCGACAAAAGCGAUUGCUUCGUCGCGCGAGUAUUCAGAGAGGACAUUGACCUCUGCCUUGACUUCCCUAAUAAAGAACUAGGAGCCAAAGUCAGGCAAGCCGUUUUGGACGGCAUCAUAUUUAUUGAAGCGGUCAGCGACAAAACGAAGCUUGCUUUUCCCAAAAAAUGUGCACUGUUAGAGGCACCACGGCAAUGUCAUUAUCGGAUGCGGCUUGGUGAUCAGGAGAAUCACUGGUACUGCAUUUCGCAAAUCUGUCGCAAUCGCAUUAUAGCAGUAUGUGAUUUUCUGAAUUAUCUGAGAUAUGUCGAGCGUGGUCUUGUUAAGAGCUCAGUUCAUGACGUUUAUUGGGAGAUUACGCGGCUGAGAAAGGAAAUGGUAUUUGCACGGUUGGGUCUGGCGCUGUCGUCCUGAGGUUCGCGUAGACGGGAUGUCAUCUAAUUUCGAAUCAGUUCGAGCCAGGAAGUUACUAACGUAGGAACAGAAUCAGUCCGUGGAUUGCGCAGAAAAUCGACAUAAUUUAACGAUCUCAUCGAUUAUCGGUCUUUUGCGCAACGAAGGUAUAGUGGCAACCAUUUUGGAGGAAUAUCUAGAGUCUCUUUAAUUCUGUAAAACAGAAAUCGCUGUUUCCAGGAAAAUUACGCCACUAUUCAGGAAAUUGUUUAUUGUUUAUUCAUCGUUGUAAAAUAUUUUUAGUUUAUUCAUGAACUUGCCCCUUUACAUAUUCACGUACAGCUCAUGAUUAUUCAGCGAAUAAUUCUACCACAUCGAAUUAUUUCUACAUGCAAAGAUAUAUACGAGAGCACAUUUGAUACGAAGUACUCAGUUUUACGGCACGUGAAUUUCUUCGAAAUAUUGGUCGUGCUCUAGAUCUAGUUGCUUGCGAGCAAGCUAAAGUGUUGACGAAGCUGAUUACAAGGCUGUGAAUGAUCUUAACGUGCUGUGAGAUCAGACAUCGUCGACGGCUCUCCUACACGAGGAAUGUAAAUAACAAAAGAGAUUUUCGAAAUAUAUUAUUAUAUCAUUUUUAGAGAUUUACUCGAAUCUCGUAAAACUUCUUGUUAGAUUCAGGUGGAUUACGACGGUUCAAAUUCUAAACUGUCUAUUCCAUGAGAUAGUUGACGAUUUUAACAAUCAUAUUUGUAUGUAUACGUGUGUAUGUUGCGUGUAUGCGCGUAUGUGUGUGUACAGAUACAAGUUUCCGGUCGCGAUUUGGUAUCAACACAUCGACAAGAAGAAAAGUUCGAAAGAAUCCUUAAAUUAUUUAUGUUAAUUAGAUAUGUGUUUGUGUUAUAUAUGGAUUGUAGUUAAUUCGUUGUUGUAUUAUACCGUUUUUAUUGUGUCUUGUUUCACUGUAUUAAUUUAUUAGUCUGUACAUUAUAUUAUUAAUUGCACUCUAACUAAUAUCUUCUAUUGUACAAUAUUAAACGAGGUCUGUGUAAUUUUAUUGAAACUUCAUCGUGUUCGUACCAAAUCUCGAGAUCGUAAAAUUGUCAUUUAAACUUACAAUUAGUUGACACUCUCAAUUAUUGGAUCAUGACUGCAUGUACUUUCGAUAUUAUUACUCUCUUAGAAGAGAGUUGUAUCUAUGUGGACCAUAUGAAUCUCCAAAUUCUAUUUAAUGUAAUUAGAACUCGGAACUUCCACUACAUCGUACAAUGAAUCUACAGAUUUCUCACAACGCGCGUCUGACUGUGCAAAAAUAUUUGUUUCUCUAAAAAUAUUGAUAUUGUAUAUUGAAAGUAUAUGUUUGUUUUUCCUUUUUUUAGGAAUCAUGUUAAUAUAUCAAUCAAAACUGACAUUUAUAUAUUUUCUGUUUUGCUAUAUAAGAUAUAUGUAUACAUUUUGUUUAUUACGAAGGUAGAGACUUCCAUUGCUAAAUUAUGCUAUGCCAAUUAAUUGCUCGAGGUAAUAAUCUCUGUAAAAGUUUUCUGGUCAAUAAGGUUGAAGACUUGAAUCGUUGAAUUAUAGAUGUACAGAUAAAUAAUUAUUCUAAUAUUGCGAAGACGAUACCGAUCUGUUGAUAAGAUUUUUAUCUCAACUCUAUUGUCUUCCAUUAUUUAUCGCUCUCAUUACUACAUCGCGCUCUAUAUGCAAGUAAAGUUGAACGAAGGAUUUAUAUAAUUAGUUAAUCGUUUUAAUGCCAAACGUACAACUUGUGGCCAAUGAUAAAAACGAACAUAAUGUCCUUUUUUCCUGUGGAAACAUGGGAGGCAUAGAAAGAUUUCUUAUAAGCAUUUCCUGUGAAUAGAAAAUCUGUUAAUUGUACAUCAAGUGUAAAUAUAGAAUCUUCUAAUAUUAUUUCAGGUAAAAACUUGUAUUUAAAAAUGAAAUAAAAGUUAUCGCCAUUGUACGACGAUCGAUUAUUGUAA